AAGUUUCCAGCAUUUGAAUUCCUAUUUCAAACUUCCUUGUGGCAUUGGUGAGAGGGACUACAAUAUCUUCCAACGUGUUCUAAUAGCAAAAUCUGCAGAAGGGUGAAGUACAAGAACUCCAAAGAUCCAGUCAAAAGCUUUGUGAUGGCAGCUGACUUUGGUGCCGGACGUAUCGUGAGUUAUGUUGACUUUCAUUGUGAGAAGAACAACCGAAAGCACAGAACUACCGAGAUCAGUACCAAGCGACUAAUAAUCCGGCGAGGCCAGACUUUCCACAUCACCAUCCAUUUCAAUAAAAAUCAGUAUGAUCCAGAUAAUGACAGAAUUAUACUUGUGGCUCAGACAGGGCCAGAGCCGUCAGAAACUUCUGGAACCAAGAUACUGUUUCCACUGACAGACUCCAUAAAUAAAAGGCGAUGGAGUGCAGUUUCCUCAUCAUUUUCCAGGGGCAAAUUGUCCCUCGAAAUGUCUUCAUCACCGAAUGCAAAAAUUGGUCAUCACAUUUUAAUUCUGCAGAAGCUGUCUUUGAGCCAGACUGAGAACUGUCAUCUUGGGGAGUUUGUGGUGCUUUUCAACCCAUGGUGCCCAGAGGAUGAAGUCUAUCUGAAUGAUGAAGAAAAGCUGAAGGAGUAUGUGCUGAAUGAACAAGGAAUUGUCUUUACUGGUUGCACUGAUUAUAUUCAAGGCGUGCCUUGGAAUUUUGGACAGUUUGAAGAAGAUAUAUUGGAUAUCUGUCUUAAAUUAUUAGACAACAGCCCUAAGCAUCUGAAGAAUCCAGCAAAGGAUUACAUGCGUAGAUUUGAUCCUGUUUAUAUUUGCAGGACUGUGUCCGCCAUGGUGAAUUGUAAUGAUGACAAUGGAAUACUUUUUGGCAAAUGGGAUGAUCCUUAUACCGAUGGAGUCUAUCCAGGGAAAUGGAAUGGAAGUGUUGCCAUUCUUCGUCAGUGGAACAACAAUAAUCAUCAACCAGUUUGCUAUGGACAGUGUUGGGUGUUUGCAGCUGUGGCCUGCACAGUUUUGAGGUGUUUAGGAAUUCCUACCCGUGUGGUUACAAACUUUGAGUCUGCUCAUGACACCAAUGGGAAUUUAACAAUUGAUAAUGAAUACGAUGAUGAAGGGAUGGAUCUGGAAAGAUCAACGGAUAGCAUUUGGAAUUUUCAUGUCUGGAUAGAAUCUUGGAUGGCUCGAUUUGAUUUGAGACGUGGCAAUGAUGGUUGGCAGGUACUCGAUCCAACACCACAAGAGAAAAGUGAAGGAGUGUACUGCUGUGGCCCAGCGCCAGUCAAAGCGAUCAAGGAGGGAGAGAUUGAUAUGCGCUAUGACGUUCCCUUUAUAUUUGCUGAAGUGAAUGCAGAUUGUGUGACUUGGAUGUGUCCUGAAAAAGGAAAAAGGGUAAAGAUUGACUCUGACACCAAACACGUUGGUCAAAAGAUCAGCACCAAGUGUGUUGGCAGUGACGAGCGUGAAGAUAUCACAGACAAUUAUAAGCAUCCAGAAGGCUCUUUUCUGGAAAGAUAUGCCUUUAAAACGGCCGAUAAAAGAAGGCUCCCUCAGAAGCCAAAGAAACAACUUGAAGUGUAUUUGAAGGCUGAUGGUCCAAAUUACAAUGGAGCCAAUGUUAAAGUGUCUGCUAUCAUUUCCAACAAGAAUUCAAUGACAACAAAUUGUACACUCAAAUUUUGUGCAAUGAAAAAGAAAUACAAUAGCCGCUCUAAACGGAAAUUUAUAAAGAAGUAUCAGGAAGAGAUCACCAUCCGUCCUGGUGAAGAUACAACAGUGGAACUGGAACUAACCUAUGCAGAGUAUGGGGAGUCUCUUGACAAGUAUAAUCUGAUCCGGCUGACUGCUCUUAUAAUUGAUGGAAAGACAAAAGAAAGUGCAUUCACCCUAAAGGAUAUCUCCUUGAUCAAUCCUAAUAUAAAAAUCCAGGUAUUGGGAACAACUGUAAUGUCCAAGAAGCUGACUGUCCGAAUCAAUUUUGAGAACCUUCUACCUGUGGAACUGAACAAUGGUGUCUUCACACUAGAGGGAGCAGGUCUGAUCGAUGGUCAGAUGGAAAUCGGGAUUGGGAAGAUAAAUCCAGGAGAAGUGAUUGCAAAGGAUAUCUCAUUUAUUCCCAGCAAAAGGGGGCUGAAGAAAUUAACUGUUGAUUUUGACUGUGAUAAACUGAAGGAUGUAAAAGGAUACCUAAAUAUUGAUGUUCAAGAAUGAGCAAUAUCAUCCAAAAAGCUCCUGCUUCACUUAUUACAUGCAAUAUGAAUUUGUUGAGGCAUACGUUUAGUCACUUAUUACAUGCAAUAUGGAUUUGUUGAGGCAUACUUUUAGAAUGUUAGAUAUUCAUAUUUUUUUUAUAUUGAAAUUCAAGUUGUAUUGCUUUUAGCUGGCACAUUUGAGUUUUCUAUUCAUUGCAAGUUCAUUAUUUGUGUGGAUUGUUGUAGGUUAGAUUGUAUGCAGACACACCUGUCUGCAUAAUAAAUCAUUUAUGCUGGAUUGUAUUUCUUAUUGUGUUCAAAUUGUGCUUACACUAGUAAUGACAAGAUAAUUACCAUUGUGAUAUAAGAGGCACAAAACAUCUGCUGGAAACUGUCCAACAAAUUAAAAUAUUGAGCAUUUAAAAUUUGAAAGUGAUUCCAUUUAUAAUUUAGUUCACUUUAAUUGGCAAUGAAGAGGAACUAAUUGCUCUUGCUUCAUUUAGAUGUGACCCAUUUGUUGGUCAGUUACCGACAGUUGUUUGCAGAGCCUAUGAUGCUUUUGAAAUUGGGGUACGUGCAUCGAUGACUACGUAGGAGUCUGCGCUGAAUAUUUUGUGUUAUUUGCUAACAGCUAUGUGGGGAAUAAAAGUAAAUACAAUAAGUUAGCUGCUGGGUUAACUGGUGUUGUGUGCAGAUUUUGCAAAUAAAUCAUUUUACAAAAGUU
This is a messenger RNA of Amblyraja radiata (thorny skate), 2916 nucleotides long. RefSeq names its product protein-glutamine gamma-glutamyltransferase 2-like. The record is from RefSeq and is a predicted model, not a curated record. Lineage: Eukaryota; Metazoa; Chordata; Chondrichthyes; Rajiformes; Rajidae. Gene Ontology annotation, molecular function: protein-glutamine gamma-glutamyltransferase activity. Gene Ontology annotation, cellular component: mitochondrion. Gene Ontology annotation, biological process: peptide cross-linking. The transcript is spliced from 13 exons. Bases 145 to 2211 code for a protein of 688 amino acids.